Molecule: messenger RNA, 1128 nt
Organism: Venustampulla echinocandica
Lineage: Eukaryota; Fungi; Ascomycota; Leotiomycetes; Helotiales; Pleuroascaceae
Product: putative NADPH dehydrogenase
Exons: 1
Coding region: 1-1128 (375 amino acids)
Molecular function (GO): NADPH dehydrogenase activity; FMN binding
Source: RefSeq, a predicted model, not a curated record
AUGACUUCAAACCUUUUCAAGCCCCUCAAGAUCGGCAAAGCACAACUAGAAAACCGCAUUGUCCUCGCUCCCCUCACCCGUUUCCGCGCAGACGAUAGCCAUGUCCCUCUGCCUUUUGUUUCCGACUACUACGUCCAACGAGCCUCAACUCCAGGCACACUCCUGAUCACAGAAGCGACUUUUAUAGCCCCACACGCCGGUGGAAUGCCAAACGUGCCCGGCAUCUGGAACCAAGACCAGAUUGAAGGUUGGAAGAAGGUUGUCGAGGACGUACACGCGAAGGGCUCUCUUAUCUACCUACAACUAUGGGCAUUGGGACGAGCAGCCAAUGAAGAUAACUUGAAGGCGGAGUUAGGGCCUAGUGCCACGGUCAAGAGCAGCAGCAAUAUUCCAAUCGAGGGAUCAACGGUACCGACGCCCCUCACCGAGGACGAGAUCGUGGAAUACGUUGGGCUUUAUGCACAAGCGGCAAAGAAUGCCAUUGCUGCAGGCUUUGAUGGGGUAGAGAUCCAUGGUGCGAAUGGGUACCUAGUCGACCAAUUUACUCAAGAUGUUUCGAACAACAGGACGGACAAAUGGGGCGGCAGCGUGGAAAACCGAGCAAGAUUCGGCCUUGAAGUUGCCAGUGCCGUGGUCAACGCUGUAGGCGCUGACCGGACUGGUAUCAGACUGAGCCCGUAUUCGAGCUUCCAGAGCAUGAGAAUGCAGGACCCGGUUCCACAAUUUAGUUAUUUGGUUCAGGAGCUGAAGAAGUUGAAGCUGGCGUACCUCCAUCUAGUGACGCCGCGAGUUUCUGGUAUUUUUGAUGCUGAGACAACCGAGACCGUUGACUUCUUGGUCGAUAUCUGGGGAAAGACAAGUCCCGUUCUCCUUGCCGGGGGCUUCACGCCUGAGCUAGCACUCAAAACGGUGAAUGAGGAGCAGUACAAGAACAAAGAUAUUGCCAUUGUGUUUGGACGGUAUUUCAUUUCGAAUCCGGAUUUGGUUUUCAAGAUCAGAGAGGGGAUUGCGUUGACGAAAUAUGAUCGCAGCACGUUCUAUAAAAACCAGUCCAUAGACGGCUACACCACAUAUCCUUUUAGCGAGGAGUUUGAGGCAAGGAGUCGGGUACAGGCUUUGAAAAUAUAG